AUGAGACUCAUUUCGUACUUCCUUGUGGCUCUGGCCUUUGGGACGAAAUACGUAAUAGGUCAAUCAGAAUAUCAGUAUGUCAUUGCAGGUAGCGGGGCUGGAGGAGGGCCAUUAGCAGUAGAACUCGCGAAGGCCGGUUAUACAGUACUUCUCUUAGAAGCCGGAUCAGACCUCUCCGAAGAUCCAUUGUAUCAAGAUCUCGACAAAGCUACGGAGGCGAGCAACGAUCCAAGGACAAGAUGGGAUUUCUUCGUGAAACACUCCAAUGAUUCUGAGAGGGAAUUGAAAUAUGAGCAUACGACCUGGCGUACCACCAACGGCUCUUUAUAUGUUGGCUUAGAUCCUCCGAGAGGAAGCCAGCACCUAGGCGUGUGGUAUCCAAGAGCAGCAACUCUGGGUGGAUGUGCAAUGCAUAACGCCGCCAUUCUCCAAAUGCCGAGUGACGAUAUUUGGAAUUAUAUAGCUAAUAUCACCAGCGAUGACUCAUGGAAGGCUUCUGAAAUGAGAAAGAUUUACGAAGAGAUCGAAAAUUGUAAUUAUUUACCGAAAGGUUCGGCAGGCCAUGGAUUUUCAGGUUGGCUUGAGACUAACCAAAACGAUGGUUCCUGGCUGAGCAACGCUACCGACGGGGCUACAGUCCUAAAAGCUAUAGCGGAAUUGACUGGUUCAAUAGGAAACGGCACUGGAUCCGCAAUAUCAGACGCUGAACUGAAAGCCUUGUUAAAUAGAGACGUCAAUGGAGUCGAGCCUAACCGCGACCAGAUGACAGGAAUUUUCGCCAUGGCUACUCAUACUGAUUCAGCUGGCAGGCGUUUUAGUCCAGCGAAUUAUAUUAAGAAGGCAUUUGAAGAAAAUCCAGACCUCCCACUUACCGUUCAACUUAACGCAUUUCUCACAAAGAUCUCGUGGGAUCAGUUACAAGGUCCUCCUGCCGUAAUGUCAAUAGACUACGUUGUCGGUCCCAGCGCGUACAAAGCUGACCCUCGGUAUGACCCGAGCCGAAACACCACCGCUGGCUUUAGCUGGGUCGGUAAAGAAUUGAUUAUCUCUGCUGGGGCUUUUAAUACUCCUCAAAUUUUGAAACUUAGUGGCGUUGGUCCGGCGGAGGAACUCAACAAGCACAACAUCACCGUGGUAGCAGAUGUUCCGGGCAUUGGCGAAAAUCUUGGGGAUAAUUAUGAGGGCGGCGUCUUGUCACUCGCAUCAAAGCCAUUUGAGGGUUUUGGUAAACCUUAUGCUGUGCAGUUGAAAACAUCUGCUUCAACGCAAAAUCGUGACAUAUUUUUAUGGCCGGUAAACUCUGCAUUUGAGGGCUUCUGGCCUGGGUAUCCCUCGAACCGCGGCCCAAGCGCGUUUACUCUUCCGUUUAUCCUUAUGGAUUCACAUAGCUCAAAUCGGGGCACUGUCACCCUGCGCUCCACAGAUCCGUUUGAACAACCUGAGAUAAACUUUCAAUUCUUCGAAGAGGAUAGCGACGAGGACCUGCAAGCUAUGCUUGAGGCUGUAAAAUUCGGCCAGAAUAUCAAAGGCUUGCUUGGAAGCUCCGGACUGGCCCCUUUCGACGAACUUCAUCCUUGCACAAGUGAAACCAAAUGUACCGACCAGGAUAUUAAGGAAUAUCUGAAGUUACAGGCUUAUUCACACCAUGCGACUGGAACGUGUGCAAUUGGUAGUGUAUUGGACUCAAGAUUCCGCGUCAAGGGAGUAAACCGCCUUCGUGUGGUUGACGCAUCAGUCUUUCCUAAACCCCCUGGCGCAUUCCCUGUUCUCCCUACAUUCAUGAUAUCGAAGAAGGCAGCUAAGGUCAUACUGGAAGAUGCCGACGGGAUGAAUUAA
Messenger RNA from Daldinia childiae, 1836 nucleotides. Its product is annotated as Oxygen-dependent choline dehydrogenase. The coding region runs from base 1 to 1836 and encodes 611 amino acids. The record is from RefSeq and is a predicted model, not a curated record. Lineage: Eukaryota; Fungi; Ascomycota; Sordariomycetes; Xylariales; Hypoxylaceae. The transcript has 2 exons. Gene Ontology annotation, molecular function: oxidoreductase activity, acting on CH-OH group of donors; flavin adenine dinucleotide binding.